Cheilinus undulatus (humphead wrasse) is the source of this 4181-nucleotide messenger RNA. RefSeq names its product probable ribonuclease ZC3H12C. The record is from RefSeq and is a predicted model, not a curated record. NCBI's taxonomy places the organism in Eukaryota, Metazoa, Chordata, Actinopteri, Labriformes, Labridae. The coding region runs from base 179 to 2995 and encodes 938 amino acids. Gene Ontology annotation, molecular function: RNA endonuclease activity; mRNA binding; metal ion binding. Gene Ontology annotation, cellular component: cytoplasmic ribonucleoprotein granule; nucleus. The transcript is spliced from 6 exons.
CACGCUGCUACAAACCAGCCGGAUGUUUUGCGUCGCCAGAAUGUGAUGGGAAACAAUUGUUCAUUUUGUCGCGCAGGUAACCGUGCAGCUCCAGCGGCGGCCCCGAGCAGGCACUAAUGAGUCGAUCUUUGUGAGAGGGCAGCCUUCCCCCGGUGUGCUGGAUGUCUGUAACGGAUCCAUGGGCCAGAAGGACCAUGUGGAGGCAGGAGCGGGCCACAUCCUCGACCUGGGGCUGGACUUGGAGUAUCUCCACGUAGUGGGGUCCGACCGGCAGGCUGGCGGCGCUGACGGGCCCCCUGCUAUGGAGGAGCAGGGGGACGCCUCCGGCAACAGCAGCACCGCAGAUACCCCUCCUCCGCCCGUUUCAGUGGAGGAAAACGCCGGGUCGGAUGACAAGAUCGAGUCGGCGGCGUCUUCCCUGGACCCAGAUGGAGGAGAGGGGGGGUCAACUCACAGUAAGAACACCCACCAGCUGCUCUGUCGGACUCAGUGUGUGGACUUAGGCACCGAGGGGCCUCCUGAGCUGCCGUCCGAACCCUCAACAGAGCAUGAGCAGGACACGCCCACCCAGCCUGACUCAUCUGAGCCUCCAUCCAAUCCCACAGCAGAGCCAGCAGCGCCCGAAUCAGGAGGGAAGGAGUACCAGGCCAAGCUGGAGUUUGCCCUGAAGCUGGGAUACUCUGAGGAAACGGUGCGGCUGGUUCUAUCGAAGCUCGGCCCUGACACGCUCAUCAACGACAUACUGGGAGAGCUGGUCAAACUGGGCACCAAGUCAGACAGCGAGCAGCCGAGUGCAUCGUUAGCCUCCACGUCGUCGUCGUCUUCUUCCACCUCAUCCUCCUGUGGAUGUUCUGAUUUGCUGGACAGCCAGAGGUCAGACUCUCCGUGUCCGUCAGACUCUCUGUGUGACCAGGACAACCUGCGGCCCAUCGUGGUCGACGGCAGCAACGUCGCCAUGAGCCAUGGCAACAAGGAGGUGUUUUCCUGCCAGGGCAUCCAGCUGGCUGUUGAUUGGUUCCUAGAGCGCGGCCAUCAUGACAUCACUGUGUUUGUGCCUGCAUGGAGGAAGGAGCAGUCCCGCCCUGACGCCCCUAUAACAGAUCAGGAGAUCCUGCGUCGCCUGGAGAAGGAGAAGAUCCUCGUCUUCACUCCCUCACGGCGGGUCCAGGGCCGCCGUGUGGUUUGUUACGAUGACCGCUUCAUCGUCAAGCUGGCGUACGAGUCAGACGGCAUCAUCGUCUCCAACGAUAACUACAGAGACCUCGCCAACGAGAAGCCCGAGUGGAAGAAGUUCAUCGACGAGCGGCUGCUCAUGUACUCCUUUGUUAACGACAAGUUCAUGCCCCCAGAUGACCCUCUUGGCCGUCACGGGCCAAGCUUAGACAACUUCCUGAGGAAAAGGCCCGUCAUGCCGGAGCAGAAGAAACAGCCGUGUCCAUAUGGAAAGAAGUGCACUUACGGCCACAAGUGUAAAUAUUACCAUCCAGAGAGGGGAGCUCAGCCUCAGCGUGCCGUGGCCGAUGAGCUGCGUGCCAGCGCCAAAACCUGCGUCACCACCAAACACCAGACAGACCCCGGGCUUGUGAAGAGCCACAGCGUUCCCGCUGGCAGCAUCGAGGUGAAGAAAGGCGCUCCGAAGCGCCAGUCCGACCCAAGCAUCCGCGCCCUGUCGUACAGCGACGCCGAGGAGAAGCUGCUGGUGAAAGGCCGGCUGGAGAGCCAGAAGAGCGGCCUGUGUGGUAGCGGUGGAGGCAGCAGCUGUAGCGGGAGUCUGACUGUGUCUCCUGCUCCUGGAGGAGCUCCUCCCUCUGCUCUGAGCCUUCCACAGGAGCAGCAGCCAAGAGCGACCACUCCUCACGCCCUGUCCGCCCCGGGUCAUGACCUUUACCCUCACUGUGAGUCUCCGGACCUGAGCUACUACUCGGUGACACGUGCUUACUCCGGCCUGAGCCUGUCCUCCAGACGCAGCCCGGACUGUCGCUUCCCCAAUGACUCGGACCUGCGGCUGGGCUCCAUGGGCUCGGCGGGGUCUGAAUGCGGCAGCGAGAGCAGUGUGAGUUGUGGUAGCAGCUGCGACUCGUACAGCGAGAGGCCGUGUCCCGGAUGUCCUCCUGAUCCGUUACUGGAAGACAGUAUGCACUUCGCCAACCCUCACAGCCGGCUGUAUCCUCACCACGCUGCUUCAAACCACGAACUCUGCAGCCUCCAUCCUGCAGAGUACACAAACAUCCAGCACGGCCACGCGUCCAACCCUGCAGUCCACAGCUACCACCUCCGGACCUGCGCUCACGAUCAGCCACCACCCGACACCCCACCAAAGCGCCCUCUGUACCCGUUACCUCCACAUCUCCAGCACCAGCCGCUGGCCGCACGCUCCAGCUGCCCCGGCGACUACCACUCCCUCCCACAGUCCAACCCCCACCCUCCCGGCUCACCUUUAGGGCGCUGUCUGGCCCCCACCCGAGCUGAAAGCGUGUCAGACUCACACCUGUAUGAGCACCUCUCCACCUCACACCAUCACCGCUCUAAAGCUCUAACUGGGUGGGACUCGUACUACAGACAGCCUCCGCUACCGCCGUCCAGGUACGAGGCGUCAGCCUAUCAGAGCCUUCCUGACACCCGUCAGUCCUCCUGGCACGCCCCGCCUUGGCCCCAGGAUGGCUACGCCCCUCACCAUUCCUCUCACCCUGCCCUCCACCCAUCCCCGACUCACUACCUAAACCACCCACCACCCCCGUCUCACCCGCCCAGCGCCCCUCUACCUCCCUACAGCUCCCACCUCUCACUUCCCUCGCAUGCCCCGCCCUCAUAUAUCCACCCAGAGUCCCCUGCGCACACCCGCUACGAAGACAUGAGGGAGAAGGUGUAUGUCAACCUGUGCAACAUCUUCCCGUCUGAGCUGGUGAGCCGGGUGAUGGCGAGGAGCCCCCACAUCACAGACCCACAGCAGCUUGCUGCCGCCAUUCUGGCGGAGAAAGCUCAAACAGGAUACUGAAAAACAAACAAGAUCGCCAUUUAAACCCAAAACAACAGCGGUAUGUAAGAGUAGGAAACUAGAGCUUACCUCCUCUGCACUUGGAAGCUUUGGAUGAGCCUUUCUACUCUUAUGAAUGAACAACGAUGCUGUAGAUGGACCAAUCACAGCUCUAGUCACUGUGCACGGCAGGUAAAACAACUCUAAAGAGAGAAGGAGCAUACACCUGAGGAAACCUCUGACUGGAUCUGCCCUCUUUUUCUUUAUUUAUUUAGCAGAGGUCUGUUCAUGAAGAACUUUUUAUGCAUCGAAUUCAAAAGGCACUUUUUUGUUACUACACUGAUAUCAAAUAUGGCUGAGAGGAAGGAUUAUUUAAAUAUUACCACAGGUUAUGUGCUCUCCAGGCCCAAAUCUGAAACUUUAGUAUGGUUCAAGUAUAAAUCAGAUAAUGACAUCGUCCUAGGCAACCAAAAGUGAGUUAAUUUUUGUUUUAAGUAACAAAAACAUGCAAGCAAACUCCUUCACAGGAUCUAAAUUUCACAGAUACAUUGAAAUGUUUCCAAUGUAUUCAUAAAUUUAAGACAGUUCUUUCUCUUUUCAUGACUUUCUCUUUAAAGCUUGGAAACCAUCAGAUUAUAUCAAUACCUGUUUCUAUAUAUUGGCAACAAAGAUAGAAGUCCUAGGCACCCAAAUCUGAGUUUUCCCUCUUUUAAAUUGACUCUGGCACAUUGUCUAAGGCUGGCUACACUCUAGAGCAGGACUGUCAAACUCCAUCAGAGCCUAACAGGGCCAACAUUUAACCACAAAGGAUAGAAAUUCAAAAUCAUGAGGUUAAAAGGUCAAAAUGAGAUUGAAGUGAUUUUUCCAGAUUGUUUGACAACAAUCUAAUAUAAUUUAAUCUUUUUAAUGCAUUAUGGUCUUUUGAUUUUGGAUAUAAUAAAAAAAAAACAGCAGUUACUAUACUGCAGGAGUCUGGAGGGUUGUCCCAUUUCAUAGGGGAAGAUAUCAGUGCUGUUUCAAGGGGCUAGGGGGCGCUGUGGACCCUACACUGCAGGCUCCUGUUAGUUCACUUGAACAGACGUCCGAAUUUGAAGGCUAGCAAAAUACACUCUAAGGCUUUUCUGGCCUGUCCACAAUCCCUCAGGAACCAGAAAAAUCCAUUCCAUCACCCCUCUCCUUCUCCACCUUUCAGAAAAUGUGUGCUGAA